UCUCUCAGCGGCUAUAAAACUGGGGAGGUUGUUGCUUCCCUCCAUAGUCGAGUAGUGGACGUCCAAGUGGGAGGAUCUCUGUCGUGUUACUGAGACAGCCGAACAGAGAGCCGAGAUGCAGUGUGUCAGCCUCCUUCUGGUGGUCAUGUUGGCUGCCCUGGCCUCGUCAGCAGAGACCGAGGAAGGGGCACCCACCACAACAAUCGAUCCCAGCACAGCGGCGAAGGAGAGGAAAGAAGAAGAUGACGUGUCGUGGUGGGUGGCUGGCUGUAGGUAUUACUGCAUCUGGAACAAAAGACCAUACUGCUGUGAUGACGGCUCCGGCCCUCUUCCUCCUGAUCACGACGUUCAUGGAGGAAUAUUUUGCCCGCCAACAGACGACCACAUCUGUAAGAAGGAUGGGAUUUACCUGGCCACCCAAGCUAUUAAGACGGCGAGAUACUCCGGGUCACUGCCUCUGGUGAAGGGGCAGCCGAAGGACCAGAAGAUGUGUGCCUCUGAUGGUUACUGUUUGGAGGAUGAGAAGUGUUGCCCCAGUCCGUGUGCAGGACGACACAUCUGUCUCCCAGCACUCGAGCCCACAGACGAUGAGGAGGAUGGAGAAUUAGAACAGGAGGAAAAUGAUGAGGAUGAAGAUGAAACACAGGAAGAGGAGAACGAGGAUGGAAAUUUAGUGCAGGAAGAGGAGGACGAGGAAUAUAGUGACACAGAACAAGAGGAGGAAGAGGAAUAUAGUGACACAGUUCAAGAGGAGGAAGAGGAGGGUUUAGAAUACGACGAAGAGCUGGACGAUGAAGAACCACUGGAGGAGGAAGAGUAAUGAAAGAUAUUAAAAAACACAGUUGUCGCUUAUACUAAGAUACACCGUGGCCGCCACAAAUGUGUAAACAGUAAGCAAUCAUUUCCGAUCCUGCGCAUUUUUCGCUGUAAACCGUAAAGUACUCAUAUCAGGGGUUCAAAUUUGACAUACUAUUUUUUUUUUAGGAAUAGCUGUGUGUAAAGAAUAUAUCUAUAAUUGUUUAUGGUCCUAAAAAUUUAAAUGGCAAUCUUAAUUUAAACCUUCGGACUUUAAUAAAAAUUUCAGGUGUGUUCGGGACUUAAAUGCAUCCGUAUUACAUUAUUUUUUUUAUCAUGUCUAAGUUCAAGAAUUCAAAAGUCUUCUUGACACACACACAUUAAAAAAAACCUUUUGUCGAGUUUGAACCGUUGAUAGUACAGUAGUCAUUAAAAUUACUCCUCCCCACCCUAGUCAGUCUCUCUUGUUUACUGGAAUAUUUAAGAUACAAAAAACAAAAAAAUAAGUAUAGUUUUAUAUGGCAAAUGGUUCCACUUUUUAUACCGAGUUCAACCCCCCCUCGCUCUCUCUCACGGGUCCAUCAUUGUAUCUUAUAGGGACAGAAUUCUUCUUUGUAGAGCUGUUCAUCAUUUUAUACACCUGGUAAUUAAAUAUAUAUGAGUCAUUAGAUAGUACAAUUGAUCAAUCACAUUACCGUAUAUACCUGAGUAUUUAAAUUUUACACCUCAUAAAUUAUACACAUUAGCAUUUAAUUUAAAGACCUGGUCAUUUAAUUAUACACCUGGUCACGUAAGUUUUACACCUGGGCAUUUAGAUUAUACACUUGGUUAUUUAAUUACUAUACACCUGGUUAAUAAUUAUUACACCAUCAAUAUUCAUACAAUAAAAUUCUAUUAACUUUAUUCCACAAGUUGCUUACAUCAAGAGAGAUGCAUAACAGAGACAGUAAACCAUCGCUAAAUCGUGGACAUGAAUAUACUGGUUGGUUUAUCACAUGGACAUUAUUAUCGCAUUAAGCUACCGUAUACACUAUACAGUAUAGUGGCCCCUGAAUAUAGCGGCACCAAUGUUCUCACACUACCGAGAUAUGGCAAGCAGUGGCGGCUCGUGAAAAAUAAAAUG
Messenger RNA from Homarus americanus (American lobster), 1918 nucleotides. RefSeq names its product FK506-binding protein 3-like. Bases 116 to 820 code for a protein of 234 amino acids. The transcript is spliced from 6 exons. Lineage: Eukaryota; Metazoa; Arthropoda; Malacostraca; Decapoda; Nephropidae. The record is from RefSeq and is a predicted model, not a curated record.